Aspergillus campestris IBT 28561 is the source of this 1939-nucleotide messenger RNA. RefSeq names its product homocitrate synthase (gene hcsA). Bases 142 to 1542 code for a protein of 466 amino acids. Gene Ontology annotation, molecular function: homocitrate synthase activity. Gene Ontology annotation, cellular component: mitochondrion. The record is from RefSeq and is a predicted model, not a curated record. Lineage: Eukaryota; Fungi; Ascomycota; Eurotiomycetes; Eurotiales; Aspergillaceae. The transcript is spliced from 6 exons.
CUUUUCCGGCGUAUGACUCUUUCUUUGCUCCUUUCAUAUUUGUGAAUUUAGCAUAUAAACAGUGGUUUUCCGAUCUCAAAAAAAUUCCUGGCAUUCUUCCUAUCGCAACGACGACAUUACCCCACCAUAGACUUUCCCACAAUGUGCCCCGGUGCAGAGAACGAGCCCAAUGGGCAAGCCAACGGUGCCAAUGGCCAGAACAUCAAUAAUGCCGAUCACCCCGGCUUCACUGCUGUACAGACUCGCAACAACCCUCACCCCACCCGUAACCCCUACGGCCACAGCGUCGGUGUCACCGACUUCCUGAGCAACGUCUCUCGAUUCAAGAUCAUUGAAUCCACCCUCCGUGAGGGUGAGCAGUUCGCCAAUGCUUUCUUCGACACCGAGAAGAAGAUUGAGAUCGCCAGGGCUUUGGAUGAUUUCGGUGUGGACUACAUCGAACUUACCAGCCCCUGUGCCUCGGAGCAGUCGAGACUCGACUGCGAGGCUAUCUGCAAGCUUGGCCUGAAGUCCAAGAUCCUUACUCACAUUCGCUGCCACAUGGAUGAUGCCCGUGUGGCCGUUGAGACGGGAGUUGAUGGAGUUGAUGUCGUCAUUGGAACCUCCUCGUACCUCCGUGAGCACUCUCACGGAAAGGACAUGACCUACAUCAAGAACACCGCCAUCGAAGUCAUCGAAUACGUCAAGUCCAAGGGCAUCGAGAUCCGAUUCUCGAGCGAAGACUCUUUCCGCUCUGACCUCGUCGAUCUCCUGUCCAUCUACUCCGCCGUCGACAAGGUCGGUGUCAACCGUGUCGGUAUCGCCGAUACCGUUGGCUGUGCCUCUCCCCGCCAGGUCUAUGAGCUCGUCCGUGUGUUGAGAGGUGUGGUGGGUUGCGACAUCGAGACCCACUUCCACAACGACACUGGCUGCGCCAUUGCCAACGCCUACUGUGCUCUGGAGGCUGGUGCCACCCACAUCGAUACCUCCGUCCUUGGUAUCGGUGAGCGCAACGGUAUCACCCCCCUGGGUGGUCUCAUGGCCCGCAUGAUGGUUGCCGACCCCGAGUACGUCAAGAGCAAGUACAAGCUGGAGAAGAUCAAGGACAUUGAGGACCUUGUUGCCGAGGCUGUUGAGGUCAACAUUCCCUUCAACAACUACAUCACCGGUUUCUGUGCCUUCACUCACAAGGCCGGCAUCCACGCCAAGGCCAUCUUGAACAACCCCAGCACCUACGAGAUCAUCAACCCCGCUGACUUCGGCAUGACUCGCUAUGUCCACUUUGCCUCUCGUCUGACGGGCUGGAACGCCAUCAAGUCGCGUGCUCAGCAGCUCAAGAUCGAGAUGACCGACGAGCACUACAAGGCGUGCACGACCAAGAUCAAGGCUCUGGCCGACAUCCGGCCCAUUGCCGUCGAUGAUGCCGACAGCAUCAUCCGUGCCUACUACCGCAACCUCAAGUCGGGCGAGAACAAGCCCCUCCUGGACCUCACGGCUGAUGAGCAGGCUCAGUUCCACGCCAAGGAGAAGGAGUUGGCUUCCCAGGCCGGCGUUAUCGGCUAAGCGCUAUAUCAAUUUCGUCUAGCAGCAUUUCCGUCGUUCUUAUCUUUCGUGCCUUUCCCUUGCUUUUGUUCUUGAUUCCACAGUGGAAACGGAGCACCAGUUGGCAUAGAAAGCCUGGUUUUCUCAGAGCUUAGAGGCCAUGCGUUUCCCAUCUCUUCCAGUAUGGAAGGCGUUGGUUUUACUCUCAUGAUUUGAUGUUUAUUUACGCGUCUUGGGGUUCGUUUUACGGGGUUUUGAAAAGUCGUUUUUCUUUUUUCCUUUUCCCUCACGAGAGUAAAAAAAGAAACCCAUAGAGGAAAGAAACCGGUGUUGGGAGAAUGUAUAUAAGUAGUCUUGUUAAUUUGUUGGUAUGUAGUGCGCUGCAUAUGAAGAUUUCACCACAAAUACAGAUAUUUAC